AUGAUCUUAUCAAUCGUUUUAGGUCUGAAUCCAAAAGAGGGUGAUUCACCUUCAACAAAUGGUCCACCAAAUGAAUCAACCAUUCGUAAAGCAUACUUUCGACUUGCUAAUAAAUACCAUCCGGAUAAAAAUCCCACCGGUCGCGAUAUGUUCGAGCGUGUGAACAAAGCUUAUGAAUUUCUCUGUGCUGCUUCACGUAUCCAACAAGGACCAAAUGAAUUCAACAUAUAUCUCCUACUUAAAACACAAUCCAUUCUCUAUCGUCGAUACAAAACCUUACUUGCCGAAUACAAAUACGCCGGUUAUCCAUUAUUAAUUCGUAUACUCGAAACAGAAGCGAAAAAUGAUCAACUAUUUUCUGCAGGUAACACAACAAAAGCAACAGCAUUGUUACCAAUUGCGAUUGAAUUACUUUAUUAUACAUUGGAUUGUUCGGAAUUGAAUUGUGAAGAAUUACGUCGUGAAAAUGGUUUAGAAAUCUUGACUCAAGUGUUUCGCCGUUGUUCAUCAGUUAUUACAAAAUCAUCUAAACCUGAUGAUUUCAUUGUUGCUGUGUGUCAAUACUCCGCUCUGUGUUACAGUGUUGCUGGUCAUUUCGAAAAAUCUCGUGAUCUCUUCGUUGAUCCCGAUAAACUUCAAUGUGUAUUGAAAGAAUUAUGUCAUUGCCUAAACUAUACACAUCUCAAAUACUUAUGUUCAUGCGUAUGCAAAGCAGCUAUGUCGCUAUGCAGUAUAGAUGUACGUUUAAGAGAUUUAUUACAUCGGCAUGGAUUGUUCGUUUACGCUGGUCGUGGAUUGUUCAAUUAUGACUAUACAUUAGAUGAAAGUGGUAUUGCUGAUCCAAGUAACAAACAAUAUGUUGACAACCAAUUGGCAUAUGAUUAUUUGCAAACCGUCGCUGCUCUCCUUCCGGAAAAUCCACCAGCUCUAAUGGCUGCUCAAACAUUCUUAACUCCAUACAUUGUUUCACAGUUACCAGAUCGAGCAGUAUUGAAAUUACUCAAUUCCAAUCAGGAACAGCCCUAUUUAGUUUGGGACAACUCCUGUCGACAAGAACUAAUAGAUAAAAUGGAUGAAACGCGUGACUAUCUGGUUAAAAAUGAUUAUAAGUUGGAUACCGAUAGAUUUGGCAAUCCGUCCGAAUUUCGUUACAGCGCUCAUAAGAAUGAAUUGAUCAUCGGUGAAAUCUUCGUUCGCGUUUAUAAUUUACAGCCAACAACCGUGUUAAAAGAUCCAAAGAAAUUUUCCUUAGAUUUAAUCGAUUUCUUAGGAACAAGUUCACAAUAUAUCAAUACACUAAUGUCGAUGCAAAUUCAACAAGAACAGCAAAAGAAAACCAAUGAUGAGAAGAAGUCGCUUGAAGUUCUUCAACAGGAAAAACAGGAACAUAUCUCUCAAGCACUUGAAGCAUUGAAAAAUGUCAUUCGAAAUAAUGUCGGUACCGAAACAUUAUGCAUUGGCCAUUUUAAACUCUUAUUUUCUCUUCUGCGUAUGGAGAACGUCGGACGUUUACAACAAUAUGCAUUAGAAUUGAUUCUUCACCUAAGUGGAUCGAAUGAAUGUGUGAAUGACAUAUCACAAGUUAAUGUGAUUGUCUACCUUUUACUUGCUCUACGUUCGUCAAUAGCCAAUCAGGAGACUACAUUGGAAAUCUUGAAUGCACUUUCAUCAAAUGGUAAAAUCGUGAAAGAUAUCGUGGAAAGUGGCGGUCUGCUUUAUUUACUCGAUAUUUUUUCUAAUGGACAAAAUUCUAAUCUACGCGAACAAGCCGCGAAUGUUUUAUCGAAACUAAUGAAUGAUCGGUUGCAUGGUCCACGUAUACGCUUACAAUUGAUUAAAUAUUUACCAAAUCUAGUUAUUGAUGCUAUGCGGGAAUCAUGUGAAACGUCAAUUCAAUUAUUUGAAACUACACAUGAAAAUCCGGAAUUGAUUUGGAAUGAUCAUACACGUGAAAUGACUUGUGAACGUAUUGGUAAACAAUUGAAUGAAUUCUAUGUGCAACAACGAGUUGCGCCGACAGAAACGAAAUGGUCAAUUGAUGAUUCGUAUCAAUUGCUGGGCGACGAUGAAGAAACACAACGAAUCCAACAGAACGAAUUGGUCGUUGCUGGAGUGUAUGUUCGAUUAUUAAUUGCUAAUCCUGGUUGGGUUGUACGACGACCAAAGGAAUUUCUUACGGAAUUACUUAGCCGAUGGACUGUACAUUCCAAACAACCUGAACAACUCCUAAUGUCACAUACAGAUGAAUUUGAAAUGUUAACGCAAUGUUUAAUUCAAUUGUUACAUGCACAACCUACCCUAUGCGAACAUCUACCAUCGAUCGGAUUUUUACCAUCGAUUGUACAAGCAUUGGAAUGUAAAGCCAAUGAUGCUAUCGUGGCAUCAGCUAUUAAAAUACUUUUUGCUCUGUGUAAAUCAGAUGUUUGUAAACAAACAUUUUCUACUAAAUGCCCACAAAUUAUCAGUGGAUUCAAACAAGCGAUGCAAACACGUCGGGAUCAUCUCGGACUUAUGGCUGAAUGUUUACAUGAUCUAUUUCGAACUCCAGCACCAGCUACACCUGAUGAAUUCAUCAAAGAAGCCUUACGUUGUCAAUUGAUCGAACACAUUCUAACAUUACUCGAUCAAUCGUUAGCCGAUGUUGAGAAACCAGGUUCAUGUAAAGCACACCUAGUCGAUUCUUGUAAAUUAAUGGCUGAAUCAUUAGUCUAUGGUGAGCAAGUUUCGCGUAUACUUCAAUCAUCAACCGUAUGGAAUGAUUACAAAGAUCAACGACAUGAUCUUUUCAUCCAAACAUCAUCCCAUAUGCAGGCAUUAACAGGCGGUUCUACUGGACCACAAAUCGCAGGUUAUUUAACAUCAUCUGUGUCCACAACAACUGCUGGCAAACAAAAUAUGACUGUACCCCCACCGUUGAUGGAUAAUUAA
Molecule: messenger RNA, 2928 nt
Organism: Adineta ricciae
Lineage: Eukaryota; Metazoa; Rotifera; Eurotatoria; Adinetida; Adinetidae
Source: the annotation of a GenBank genome assembly